Hemisphaericaspora subhashii is the source of this 1371-nucleotide messenger RNA. RefSeq names its product hydroxymethylglutaryl-CoA synthase (gene ERG13). NCBI's taxonomy places the organism in Eukaryota, Fungi, Ascomycota, Pichiomycetes, Serinales, Debaryomycetaceae. Gene Ontology annotation, biological process: ergosterol biosynthetic process; acetyl-CoA metabolic process. Gene Ontology annotation, molecular function: hydroxymethylglutaryl-CoA synthase activity. The coding region runs from base 1 to 1371 and encodes 456 amino acids. The record is from RefSeq and is a predicted model, not a curated record. The transcript has a single exon.
AUGACUCAAUCAUUCUGUGAUUCUAAACCACGUCCAACCAAUGUUGGUAUUAAAGGUAUUGAAGUUUAUAUUCCUGGUCAAGCAGUAAAUCAAUCAGAUUUAGAAAAAUUUGAUGGAAUUCCUGCUGGUAAAUAUACUAUUGGUUUAGGUCAAACUAAUAUGUCAUUUGUUAAUGAUAGAGAAGAUAUUUAUUCCAUCAGUUUAACUGUUUUAUCAAAAUUGAUUUCUUCUUAUAAUAUUGAUACUAAUCAAAUUGGUAGAUUAGAAGUUGGUACUGAAACUUUAUUAGAUAAAUCAAAAUCAGUUAAAUCAGUAUUAAUGCAAUUAUUCCCCGGUAAUGCUGAUAUUGAAGGUAUUGAUACCGUUAAUGCUUGUUAUGGUGGUACUUCUUCAAUUAUAAAUGCCGUUAAUUGGAUUGAAUCUAAUUCUUGGGAUGGUAGAGAUGCAAUUGUUGUUGCUGGUGAUAUUGCUAUCUAUGAUAAAGGUGCUGCUAGACCAACUGGUGGUUGUGGUGCUAUUGCUAUGUUGAUUGGUCCUGAUGCUCCAAUUGUAUUUGAUAAUAUUAGAGGUUCAUUUAUGGAACAUGCUUAUGAUUUCUAUAAACCAGAUUUCACUAGUGAAUAUCCUGUGGUUGAUGGACAUUUCUCGUUGGCUUGUUAUAUUAAAGCGGUUGAUCAAUGUUAUAAGAAUUAUUCCAAAAAAUUCACGGGUGAUGUUAAUAAAACCGUGGGCGUUUUUGAUCAUUUUGAUUAUAAUGCUUUCCAUGUUCCAACUUGUAAAUUAGUUACUAAAUCUUAUGCAAGAUUAUUAUAUAAUGAUUAUUUAUCCAAUCCUGAAAAAUUCACCGAUUUAAUUGAUGAAGAAACUAGAAAUACUUUGAAUUCAUUAACUUAUGAAAAAUCAUUAGUUGAUAGAACUUGGGAAAAAGUAUUUGGUGGAUUAGCCAAAGAAAACCUCAAAUCAAGAGUUACACCCGCUUUAACCGUCCCAACUAAUACUGGUAACAUGUAUACUGCAUCAGCAUGGGUUUCAUUAGCUUCAUUAUUAUAUUAUGUCGGUUCUGAAGAAUUACAAGGCAAGAGAAUUGGUUUAUUCUCGUAUGGAUCAGGAUUAGCUUCAACAUUAAUGUCAAUGACUAUAAAUGGAGAUAUUUCUACCAUUACCAAGAUUUUAAAUUUUGAUGAUAAAUUAGGUGAAGGUAGAAGAAUUGAAGUACCGGAAAAAUUCAUUGAAGCUAUUGAAUUAAGAGAAAAAUGUCAUUUAAAGAAGAGUUAUCAACCGGUUGGUGAAAUUGAUCAUUUGAGUGUUGGAACUUAUUAUUUGGUUGAUAUUGAUGAUAAAUAUAGAAGAUCUUAUGAAAUUAAGAAGUAA